UGACUCUUUUCCUGUGGGGAGAGAAAAAGUUUUGUAACCCCACCCUCCUCACUGACUGGAAGCACAGACGUAGAAGUGGUUCGAGGUCCUGACGAGUCAACACUGACCGAGGGAAGAGGAGUGUGACCGGGAGUCCCUGAUGGAGUUAUUGGCGCUGUUUAUUUACCGACUGGAACAACAAGACCACCGCGCGGGAGCAGGCCACGCGCUCAACUCCAAUUAGGAAGUAACGGGAUUUAUUUCACACUGCGUGUUUGUCAAACAGGUUUGGAUAGCUCUUCCUGUUACCAAACGCAGGUUCCUAAGUUUUUGAAGCUGCGAUAAAGCCCAGCUCAUUGCAGUGCUUCUCAUAACACCGUAAGUAUGGACACUCUCGCGUUAAAGGAUGCGGGAUUUCCUGCCGGAGAGCCGCAAAGUUGCGGUGAGACGCGGUUAUUGGAGGUUUGGGUUUAAUAAUGCGAACUGGUCAGCCCUGAAAAUUGUCGUAAAACACUGGUUGGCUGGACUGAAUGCUCCUUUCCUGCUAUUCUUCUCUGCUUCUCAGCGCUUCCUGCUUGUGGUGGCCACUGCACUUAAUGGCUAAAAAUACAUAAAAACUCCAAAUGGACAGCUAAACGUGGUGGGAAGUUUCAUUUGGAGUGGCGGUGUCGUGAAACACUUCAAGUAUUUCGCAACAAAGAGUCGGACACUUCUACUUUUGGCCUCCAGCUUUGGAAAAAAACACAACUCAACAGGUGGCAAGUCUGAAUGAGGCAAGAGAAGAGCUGAUUUACCCACAAUGGGGCACUUCAAGAGCCUCUUAAAUACAGGCCAGUGAAAUGAUAUUGUGCUUGAACCAUGUUCUGGGAAACCACAUCACUUGAACAGAGAGAAAUUCAGCGGAGACAGUGCUGCCUUUCUGAGCACUCGAACGCAAACAGCUCAAUAUCCCUCGUCUGCGUUUUCCAACAUUGAGCUUUGCGUUGCAACGCCGAGACGAAUGAAAGACGCCUGUCGUUGUGCUAUCUUUGAAUCCUCUCCUGUCGCCCACUUGUUGGUCAAGCUUUUGAACAUAUUUCACUGGUCCCUGAUGAACCAACAAGAAAGACAGGAAAGGGAGCGAGGCGCAAUAAAGUACUCCUUUGUACUUUAUUUUCAAACCCUUGGGGUGCAAAAUCACAUCCAGUCAAAACAUCUGCUUGAGGCUCCAUGGAGCCACUGAAGAACAUAUUCAGUCGUAGCCCACUGUCGAACUGGAAAAAUUUGGAGCAAUCACAAAAAGGGAACUUCACCAACCCCGUGUGGACGGCCUUAUUCGACUAUGAGGCGUCCUGUAAAGAUGAGCUCACCUUGCGUAAAGGUGACUUGGUGGAAGUCCUCUCUCUGGACUCUGAGAUAUCAGGGGACGAGGGCUGGUGGGCUGGCAAGGUCAACAACAAGGUGGGCAUCUUUCCAUCCAACUACGGUUCCUUCAAGCCGAACGGAUACGGGAAGCUACCAGGCAGUGGCGUGGUGGCUGAGCUCGGCCCGGCUGUUGUGGGCGAAUUCGAACCCGAGCCAGUGGAUUUCCGGGAGCUAAAACUUGAUGAGGUCAUUGGGGUUGGCGGCUUUGGGAAGGUGUAUCGUGGUACAUGGAAAGGUGCGCUCGUGGCCGUGAAGGCCGCCCGUCAAGACCCGGACGAGGACAUCAGCGUGACGGCGCAGAAUGUCAGGCAGGAGGCGCGUUUGUUCGCCAUGCUGACUCACCCCAACAUCAUCGCCCUAAAGGGCGUCUGCCUGCAGGAACCCAACCUGUGCCUCAUCAUGGAGUAUGCCUCAGGCGGUCCACUGAGCCGGGCACUGGCGGGGCGUCGCAUUCCGCCGCACGUCCUGGUCAACUGGGCCGUGCAGAUAGCCAGAGGGAUGUUGUACCUGCACAGCGAGGCCAUCGUCCCUGUCAUCCACCGAGAUCUCAAGUCCAACAACAUCCUGCUGGCUGAGCCCAUAGAGAAUGAAUGUAUGGAGGGUUUGACGUUGAAGAUCACCGACUUCGGCCUGGCCAGGGAGUGGCACAAGACCACCAAGAUGAGCACCGCCGGCACCUACGCCUGGAUGGCACCCGAGGUCAUCAAGUCGUCCACCUUCUCCAAGGGCAGCGACGUCUGGAGCUAUGGCGUUCUGCUGUGGGAGCUGCUAACCGGAGAGGCGCCCUACAAAGGGAUUGACGGGCUCGCCGUCGCCUACGGUGUCGCCGUCAACAAGCUCACCCUGCCCAUCCCUUCCACGUGCCCCGAACCCUUCGUUCAGCUCAUGGAAGAGUGCUGGGACCAGGACCCCCACCGCAGACCUAAUUUCAGCUCCAUCCUGACCCAGCUGACGGCCCUGGAGCGGCAGGUGAAGGAAGAGAUGCCGCAGGACUCCUUCCACUCCCUGCAGGACGACUGGAAACUGGAGAUCCAGCGCAUGUUCGAUGAACUCCGGGCUAAAGAGAAGGAGCUGCGAUGCCGCGAGGAGGAGCUGAAGCGGGCGGCUCUGGAGCAGAAGUCCCACGAAGAGUUCCUGCGUCAGCGCGAGCAGCAGCUGGCCCAGUGGGAGCAGGACGUGUUCGAGCGCGAGCUCAGCCUCCUCAUCCUCCACCUGAACCAGAACCAGGAGAAACCCAAUGUCAAGAAGAGGAAGGGCACCUUCAAGAAGCACAAGCUGAAGAGCAAGAACGGCGAGAAGAUCAGCAUGCCUCAAGAUUUCAUCCACAAGAUUACAGUGCAGGCAUCCCCGGGCCUGGAGAAGAGGCGGAACUCUCCUGACUUGGGUUCGGGCUCCUCGCCCUCCUUCGGCCCACGUUUCCGUGCGAUCCAACUAAGCCCCAGUGACAACAGCAGAACGAUUGGUCUGAGCUCGGUCUGGCCCUUAGAGGCUCCCUCUCUUAAACAAGCCAACGGAGACCUGAGGUUAGGCCCUCACUGGAGACCUCAGAGCCCCAAAAGUCCCAAAAGCCCCAAAGUCCUGCGCCUGAGUCCCCAGGAAAGCAGUUUGUCGAUGAGGGCAAAGCUCCUGGAGUCGGACAGCAACGAGAACGGGGAAUCCAAGGAUGACUUUGAGGAGUACAGACCCUCUACGCCAACCUCACCUGCUCAGAAUGGCUCCUCAGUGAAGGACAGCCUGCGCCUUCCUCUACCUCAGCGAGACUCGGGUAGCGAGGAAGGGGGUUCCUCCCCUGCUGGCUCCCCCAGGCCUGAGAGGGGUUCCCUUGGUGGCCUUAAGAGCACCCACCGGGCCCUGCUGGGCAGUGGCUCCCUUCUGGCCUCCAUUGGACUAGGUCGCUGCCUGGAUAUUCCCCCACGGGUGCCCCCUCGAACUAACCCCUCUUCCCUAGGGGACCGCACCCCCUCCGAACCGGAGAUUUCUUCCCCGAAGCCCCUCAUUUCAGACCCCCCAGUAGUGGACGAUCUCAUCACCUUCUCCACCUCCGAGCUGCUCCCCAGGCCGCUCUUGGAUUUAGCUCUGCAGUACCAAGAACUGAAGCCGUUACCUCUGACGCCGCCUCCACCAAACCCGCGUGAGAGGAGCGGCCACCGGACGCCGCAAAUACUGCACAGCCCGCAGAGCCCCAAGACGCCCCUGGAGCAUGACGGGGCCAGCCCGGGGGAGUGGAACCCGAGUUCCCAUUCGACUAACGGGGAGCUGGGCUGUGAGGCCUGGGAGCACAGGGCCGAGAGGAGGAGAAGGUCCAGACAAGGCCUGCACGCCUCUCAGCUAGUUUUGGACCUGCCCUUGUGCCAAGACACACAGGACUCUGAUGACAAGCCUUCAGUUCCCUGUGCUCUCCACCCCAACCCUGCACUCUGGAGCCCCAAAACCCGCCGCCUGGAGGUCAGCGUCAUCCCCCGUCCACGCCCGUCUCCCAUCCGCCCCCGCAUCGAUCCGUGGAGCUUCAUCUCGGCAUCUCGGAGUGUGAACUCGGCUGGUGGCCGCAGCCCAAUCCGCUCAGAAAGCAACCUUCUGGGCUACCAGCCCUCCCCUACCAACCCUUUCCACAACUGUGACCCCUUCCCCUCGCCCGACUGUGAUCCAUUCACCCUCAAGGCCGAUCCCUCGAGUGCCUCGGACAGAGCUUCACCCUUUGACCCCUUCUCCACUCCCUUUCCCACCUCCCGUUCUGCCCCAUGCUCCACUAACGGCUCACCCACGCUGCCCUCGUUCCGUAUAGUGCCCCUUAACCCAGCAGACUCUCCCCUCAUUGACCUGGGCUGGGCGGCCUGCAGCAAGCCCGUGGAUGUCACCAAAGAGAGAGUUCACCCUCGAAAGACACUGGGGCUCAAGCCCUUCAAGUCCCCAACGCAACACAGAGACGACAGAUUCUAAACCUGUGGCGAGGCUGUGAUUUUUUUUUUUUUUAUCACAGGAACAAGGAGCCUUUCCACUACUAUCCUACAUCUUAAAAAACGCACACCCGUCACUCAACUCACCAAGGGAGGUGUCCCACCAGGGGAGCCUUAAUCAUUGCAGGUCCUAUUUAUAUAGCAGCCUGCUGCUUUGGAAACCGGAAAGCCAGUGAAAGGUGGUACAUUUGAUUGUGGGAUAGCUGCCUUUGAACCAAUAGCUGGUGCCCAUUUCAUUCUCCCUCUCUAUCUGUGUUUCCCGCUGCCUUUGAAGGAGCAGAACACAGAUCACUAGUCCCAUCUUCAGAUUCUAUCAGACUGCUCAUAUCACCUGCUUUCAUCUCCCCCCCCUACCUUUGAAGCAUUGUGACAAUGCAGAGGUGGAUAAGGCGACUUGCACAGCUUCAUCUGCCUCUACCUCUCCGCAGACUGAAAGCAUUCAGGACAAUGGAAAAUUGGAGUGCCUUAUUUCGUGAAGUGUUCUUAAUAUAUAUCUUUUCAAGGUUCCUUGAAUGGUUAAUCUGGUGCGUAGGGAAGAUGCUAUGAAUUUGGCUUAAAUUUGGAAAUCAGCUUAGCGUUUCUGGGGAAGAAAUGUUGUCUAUGUGUGUGCGCGCGUGUUUGUCUAGACUCAUUGUUCAAGGAAAGCUUACUGUUCUUUUUUUUUGUUUUUGUUUUGUUUUUUAAAACUGCGUCUGCCUGUUGCAUUAUGGGAGAAAAGCACUCAGGGUGGAUAUACCGGGCCACUCAUGAAAUCCAAGACAAAACCAUGACCCAGGCAUUCCACUUGGAAGCAGAUAACAUUCCAGUCACAUUCUCUGGGAAAUGCCAGGGAUCGGACAGAUUCAUUCGGCUGGCAGGCGACACAGUGCAGGAAACAAGACGGGGAGGGGGGGGGGGCCCUCUGCAUUCCCUUCAUAUGCCAAAGAAUGCCACUGUGACAGUGUAAGGGCUGGGACAAAGAGUGUUUGCAAAUAAAUAGUUUGUACCUCCAUCGAGUGCCAGGCGGGUGGGGUUUGCCACGCUGGACAGCACAGAAAAAGUUGAGACAAUCACAGAUAUUAUUUAAACAUAUCUGUGGUUAUCUUUUGAUAUAAUCCAGCCUGUCUUAUCUCCACCCGUCUGAUGCUGUAGAAGGGGUCAACCUAAAAGUACCAGCAAAUUCUACAAUACGUUGGUAUGGAGGCUUCAUUGAAUGGUUUAUUGAUACUGUAGCCUCGCAAAGCCAGCCCACUUGGACCACAUGGUUGACACUUCUCCCCUCGACCUGAUUCUGAUUGGACGAACACACUAUUAGCUCAGUUGAUGAUCCACCAGUUUUGGUUUUGAAUAGCAUAAGAAUUAUGCUAAAAAGGACUGAUAGCAUAUCUGUUCAUUCAAUAUGUAGUUGGAGCCAGCAGCUGGUUAGCGUAACUUAGCAUAAAGGCCAGAGCUAGCAAAAUCCACUUUCCAGCACCUCUUAAAAACCCUUAUUAAUGUGUUAUAUCUUGUUCGUUUAAUAGCAGUGACUUCCCAGAGUUUUGUCAUCACCUUAAGGCUGCAUCGCUCCAGGAAGUCGGUGCUCCCAGCUGAGAAAUAGCCUGGAAUAUAACCCCAAGAAGACCAGGACUUGUAUUGUGUUAAACUUGUACGGCCUAGACAAACAAGAUGUAUAUAACAUCAUAGAGGUGCUGGUAGGCAGAUUUUGUUACUUUCAGGUGGAGCUAGGCUUUAUGCUAAGCUAAACUAACUGUGUAGGAAUUUGUGAUGGUUACCUGCAUUAAAACAUUAACCGAUUGCUUACAAAUUUAGUCAGCAUCAGUCGAAUCUCAGCCUGUUUAUUUCAGACUUUGGCUGGCUUUGCAAGUCUAAAAUAGCAGGGCUCCUUAACUCUUGUCAUUCCAAGUUGAAGUCCAUCCCAAACCGUUUUAAAACUGCCGAAAAGAUCAGAUCUGGUGGAUAACCGCUAUGUUUAGAUACAACAGAGAAGUUCAGCGCUGAACGACAAUACAGGGAGAAAUUCUUUGUACAGAUGCUGAAAUAUCAAUUUUUAUGGCAACAGCUGUCUCAGCAGACCAGAAUGCACUGGAGCAGCAAGUGAAAAGCUUUCAGCCUCGUGUCAUAGUCAUCAUCACCGAUCGUUCCACAUACUAAAUGUAACUAGUUGAGGCACUUUCUCAGGGGUUUUUAAAAAGCAUCCUGGGAAAUACAUGAUUUGAGGUAGGUUGAGGGGAAAAAAUAAUCCCAGUGUGUGUUGGACAUCACAGGCUGAUGAUGCAUUUCAGUAUCCAAGGAUGUUUGCUUUUAAUGGCAGCCAGCUCUCAAGCAUGUAGUCUAUUAACAUAAUUGGCAUAGGUCAAGCAUGGAAGCAACUGAAAGAGACCCACUUACACGUGGCACAAACACCCAUGUCUUUGCUGGAGCAUUACGAGGUACAAAUACUGAUUGGGUUCAUCACUGACACCGUGUCAUUGAAAGACAAUACCGGCUUUGUUCCGACGAAGUGAAAAACUCGUCUCCAAAGGGGAAAGCUUUGUGAUUAGCGUAAUAAUCCUACUGACGAAACAGAGGAAGCUGAUAGGGAUAAUUAGCCUCUUGAUAAGAGCAGAGAGUAUUAACAAAGCGAUAUUUGGUUAAUUAAUUUUCUUUGACGUUACCAAUAUGCCCCGCUUCCUCCUCGCAAGGUGUCGCUCCUUUCAUCAGCUUACGUCUCAAUAUCAAGUUUCAAAGGCGGGUUGAGCUGUCGUUUCUCCAUUACCUUCCAUUUUUCUGUUUCCGCUGGCUGCACAGCCGAUGGCCGGAUGCAGUCUUCACUGUAGAGGCUCACUUUCUUCUACUUUCUUCCCCCUCAGGUGAUGUGGGAAAUUUUUGUUCUUUGUACUCUCACACCUUUGCUUCCUCCAUCUCUGGAAAGUUUUUCUUGAGGGCAGUUUUGCCUGACACUGCAGAGCAUUCAAUUCAGUAACUGCCAGGUUUCUAUUCGGGAAAAGGAAGUCCAUUUAGUGCUUUUUUUGUAGAGGCAGUUGGAGUUUUUUGCAAUUGAAAGGGAGCUUGGACGCCCAAGUAAUAGUCAGCAGUAACAAAGAGACAGUCAAGGCCUCAGUAUGCCUGAAACUAACUUGUAAUUUGUCAUCCAACCACAUCUAAAGGUAAAGGCUGUUCUGAAUGGAUGAAACAUUUUAAGAUUGAAUAAAAAGCCUAUCAUUGUAACACUAGAUACUUGCACACUUUACACAACAUCUGGCAGCGUAAAGUGGUGGUUUCAGAAAGAUCCAAAAAUUGUCAAAUGAACUUCUUGGAUUCUAAAAUCAGAAAGGGGGUUCUAGACGCUGUGAAGAGCACUUUGUCUGAAGCUAACACUGUUGCGAAUCUUUCACGUAACUGUGUACACGGAGGGUUAAAAAGGUAUACCCCUCGAGGUAGGAAUAUCUUUUUUUGAGAGAUUUGCCCAACGCCAACAGAACUAAUCGUGGCAACACUUUAAGAGGUUUACUAUCUAAUGCAGAAAAAGCAGCAAAGGUGCAUCUUACAGACACAUUCUGUGACGAAUAUAUCCAAUUCUAGCAAGCCAGUGUAUAUACCGUAGGAUAGGAUCACCCCAAACAAGUUGGACCUCAGGUCCAUUCAGACAACUUACCUGCCAUCGCUUUAGCAAGCGCUGCUGAUCUUCCUCCACGUCGUGCAAAAGUGUGAGGUCUGAUAUAGAAUUUGUCUCUCACAGCAGCGCUCCCUACCUUCCUUUGCUCACUUGUCCUCUUCAUUGACAUUUUACAGAUGUGACAAGUGAUGAGUUUAUUGCCUCGUCUCUGCGUGUCAACACACAAAGUCACAAGAGCUACCCUCUGAUAGUCAUUAGGCUCGGAUAGCUGUUAUUGUCAACAGAGCUGCGUGAGGAGAAAAGAUAGAUGAAGGAAAUGGAGAUGAUUGAAACGCCUGGCAGAUUAUUUCUGUCACAGUUUCUGUGUCUGUGUGUCAAGUAUCCACUUCAACCUGCCACUCAUGUCUUGUCUGUUUGUUCAUUCAGUGCCAGACUUUAAUUUUGCCUCAGACCUGAUGUUGAAAAGCAUUACCUGCUGUUCUCCAUCAUGUUUCGCUUCAUGUUGACUUCAUGACGUUUUACUUUAUAACAGGCGUCACUGUGCUUUUCACGUAUGAUUAAGUUAUUGCUCAUAGUUGCCUUCCGGCUGCAAAAUGACCCAAAAUACAUUGGAUGAGUUUUAAUGUGUUCAUUUUUUUUGCAUAAACAAAAUACUCUUACCUUGGCUCUUGGCAUAACCUGAAUCUGACAGAACUCUAGUUUGGUAGCCGAGGGAAUAAAUGAGACACAUUUUAGGGAGCCUUUUGUGGACAUGGACGUCCGAUUUUUGGUUUUGGCUGUCAGAUUUAGGAACCAUAACUGCCACUCGUUUGCUGGAGCUGACAGCAAACACUCCAAUAAGAGAGUCCUGAUGAGUUGUUUGUGACGCUCUGCUCUUCCAGGCAUCGCCCCAUCCGUCAUUGCAAAUCAGCGUCCAGACUACAAACUGACAGGGAGAAUGGAAGUGAAUUCCUCUGCAGGAGAGACUCUAUCUGGCCACUGGUGAUCCACUCUCAGCCCCACAGUGGCAGGGAGCAGACAUAAUUUAAUGAUCUGAAUUCAAAGUUCAAGCUUAGCCCAUAGCCUAAUCAGAGCACGACAAAUGAUCAAUACAUUACACGCAUAAAAGCUAAUGAGACAGCACAAUGGAAGAACCCAAAGCCCAGACCCUCAUCAUGCCAAGAGGGUACUUAUGAGGGGUGGUUGUGUUUUAGAAUUUUAGAGAGGAGAAAUCAGAGCUAUUAUCCAGAUGGAAAGUUGCAAGCUAGUUAUUUCCUGGCUUUGUGAACAGCCGAAAGUGUUGCCUUAAUGUAACAAUCCAUCAGGGUUACACUCAGUCUUAAAGCUUAUUUUGGCUUUGUGGAUAUGUUUACAUGCAUACUAAUUAUCUGAUUUCCCCUGAUUAAACCAUUGAUUCAGCUGUAGCAAAAGAUUGGAUUUUCAUGGGACAAACACUGCUCAGAGAUGUCCAGUAUUCUGUAAUAACGCUGGAAAUAAUGCCAGCUUCUCGUGAGCCUGCCAAAUCUGUAAUUUUUAUGGCCAGAAAUUCCAGCACACAAUUCUGCUGGAGGUGAACAUCCCUAGAUAAUUCAAAUGUAUUCCUGGUGAAACUCAAGAUGCUGGCAUGCCAUGUCACAUUUAGUUGGUUGUUAUGUAGUAUGGAGCCCAAAAACAGACAAGAUUUUGUAAAAAGCUGUCAGACAGUUUAGGCAGUUUAACUGAAAACUGAGUCAGUUCAAUUAUUUAAAUGUGCUGACAAAAGAUUUUUUCCUUCACUUAAUAAUGAAAUAAACAAAACUUAAUUUAUUUAACUUAUCUCUCGUUAGCUCAUUUUAUUUUUCAGUUCCUUCAUUUCGACACAGCUGUGUCAGCUAGCUCACCUGGAAACACUAGUAGCUAAGCACGCAGCUACCUAGCUAAUGUUAGUAUGUUAGCCUUCAUCAUGAAAUCAAACCAGCCAGGAGAAUAUAAAGCUUUAUAGUUAAACACACAAAUAAUAUUCAGUUAUAUGUCCGUCAACCUUAUACUACAUAGUAGUUAGUUUAGGGCUCCAUAGUGUAAACUUCCUUAGCUAGCAGUUGGAUUUAUGACACCAUACAGAUACUUAAGUGUGUUUUCCUUUAUAAAUGUGUCAAAAUGGCCACAGGGGACAUUUAUGUGUAGUCUGUUUGUCACUUGACAACAAGUGACGAUGAUAGGCGCUCAUAUUUCUGAUAACCAGAUGAGAGGACAUUUGCCACUCAAUGCUAACGGCUAACUCUGAUAGUCUAACCUGCUGCUCCACUGCACAGCUUUCUAAGUAAACGUGCCAAGAUCCCAGAGAAAAACCUCACUUACUGCAGGGGAAUUAAGUCCCAUUAAAUGGGCUGAAUGUUUGAAUUGAACUAUCUCCGUACUCGGAUUCCACAAAGCAACAGAGCACAGUGUGCGUGUAAACAUACCCAUUUCUAAUGUUCGACUUUAAGGAAGUCAAUAAGUCGAGUCAGGAGGGGAGUGUAUUUCUUUAACUACCGCAGCUCCAGUUAAAUCAUGUUUUCUCUCCUUCAUGGUUACUGGGUAAAUUGGAGAGGGAUUCAACAAGGAUGAAGGGAAAAAUCAGGCUGAGCGCACGGCGCAUUUAUUUUAUCGACGAAAUCUUACUUUGGCGGGUCAGUGAAGUGUAAAUUCUGAAACAACAAAAUAGAUGGCCUGGCAUUUCACUAGCUUUUACCCCAUUUACCUUUGGUGCCCUUGCUUGCUUGUGUUCAAUUAAGUGGAGGUUACAAAUAUACCUGGUUAUCAGCCUCGUUUCAGCUGUCUCGCAGCCAGCCGUCAGCGCCAGAGACACAUUAUUGCUCUUUCUGGCUCGUAUAAAAUUGAAACACCUGCCCAGGCCUUUGUUUGGCAUUAACAGGGCGAGACCAAAUGAUCAAAUAUGACCUUUCAUCGACUGUACAGGAAUUGCCCAUCCCAAUAGGGAUGUGGACAAAAGCCAUGUCUGCAAGAGGCGCUGCCAGGUGUGUAAGCUAAUGCUUGCUCUCCCAAAGUGCGAGUAUUAUUCCUAAUUCUUAUCAGGCCGUGAUUCCAAGGUCACCAUCUGCUGUCCUCCUUUUCUGUAACGACUAAAACUGAAUGAAUGGGAGCCAUGAAAGGACGACCAAUUCGUUUCCAAGACCACAGUGACGGCUCUUGGAAAAGGUUGGUGCUCUGUUUAGAGAAUAAACAUGAAUUUUAUCUAGGAGGUCAUUAAGUCCAAGGCCCACUCAUUCACCCCCCCGCCGCCCCAUUUGACACACAACAGCCCCAUGGUCGUGAUUAUUGUUCUGCCUAGCUAUUGACACUCAAUUACCUUGUGAUCUUCCUGGAAUAGAAGCCGUUCAAUUUGUAAAUUUCUUUUGCUAGAGCGUUGAAUGAGUGCACCACAAACCAAUUUGUUCAGUAAACAGCCCUUGUGUCUCAAAUAUAUUCCUCAAAAUGAAUUAUUGUUGCCUCCUCGACAUUGUUUGCAGAUAAAAGGAAUAAAACAGCUGAUAUUUGGACUUUUUUUUAAAAAGUCCUGUUAUGUCAUAUUACGUGCCAGGCUGCAGCUAUUCCAGGCGUGCAGACCAGAGUUCUACUCCUCUCAUGUCUUUGAAACUUAGUAAUGAAAUUACUCCUUAAAGUGCAACAUUUGCUACACCAGUGGCAGUAUUUUGGUAUUUUCCCCGCCUUUAAUAUGCUAAAAAGAUUACAUACCAUUCAUCGUGUCUGUAUUUUCAUCAUUUUUUUCUAUCACGUUCUUUUCAAAGACAAAUCAAUUCAUUUGGGUAAAAUCAUUGUGAGCCAGCUUUUUUGGGUUCUUUGAUCUUUGUUCCCUCAAAGGUUCAACAAAUUUGAAAUAUGGAACUUGAUGCGUAAAUUUAGUUUGCUUCUGUGUCCACCAAUCGUAGCUCUGAUUCCACUGAAAUGAACCCUUUUUGCUCAGAAACGUUGGCGUGAUGAAACCUGGACAUUUCAGUCUCUUGCACAUUGUUGGGAAGAGAACUGGUUUGGACAAAACAAUGACUGUCGGGCGUGAAGUGACAUUCCAAUUAAGUCAGCAGCAACAUGCUUCCUGUUGCCAAUAGUUACAUGUGUCCAGUGUUGUUAUUUCAUGAAUGACUAAGUGACUUCCUGAUAAACAUUCAGAAAACGUAGUAGUAUGGUCCUGGACCCAGGCUAUAAAACUGCUGCUGACACUUUGACACCUUAUUAACAUCUUCUGAGAGGUCGGGGUAAAAGAUUUGACUCAGGCUUGAGGCUGUUUAACAAUAGGUGGUCUCUUUCAGGUGCUCAUGCUCAGGCUUAAAUAAGUGAACUCUAAAUGAUCCACAGAGGCAAUUUGAAACGGUUUGGAUGGUACAAAUCCCCAUGACUCACUGGUCAAAUCUCUUCCACUCACAGCAUCACAGUACUGUAAAAGGCUUUUCCUUCUGACAGCUUCCUACCAGCCAGCUAUAGGACAUUUACGAAAUUUCUAUAAAGGGGGAAAAAGUGGAUAUUUAUAAAUGGCCAUCUUUUUUUACACACUGGAUCAAAACUAUUUCUCUUAGAUGGCCAUGGACGCAGUCUACAUUAGGAUGAUGGAUUGAUUGCUUCAUAUGAACAAAACGUUUUAUAGGUUUUCACUGGAGUAUUUAAGAUGUAUGUAUGGGUGCUUCACUUGAGGCAGAUGAACUUUACAUUCCAGUUCUUCAAUUUGACCAAAUCUGCGUUAUUAUGAUUCCUCUACAAGCCCCAGUAUUUGUGUGUAGCAGAAAAUUGAACAGAAUUGCCUGGAAGAGCUUGAAAUCUGGUUCUUUUAUGUACAUUGCAGCAAAAUCCCAAACCUAAAUCGCAGUCUAAUGUCCCCUUGGGGCACCCAUACUGAAUUUUUAUGUGCAUAAAACUGCUAGAGAUGAGGAUUUUGUCCCUACUUUCAAAGUAGCAGACAAAGUCGACAUCCUCUCUGUCUUUGUAUCACAGUAUUUUGCUUUUAUUGUAAUUGUUCCAGAUUCAUUUCCGUGUCUAUUUUGUGUUUUUAUCAACCUAGGCGAUGUGAUAACGCAAUUGUUGCAUUGCCCUGGCAGCCAUUUUUACAUCUCUCUCAGAACUGUCUCUGCUCACGCGAGUAAGAGGUUUUGCGGUCGUCGGGCUUUGGAAAUUCGUUAUUGUUGCAUUUUUUGUGAAAUCUCGCACUGGGCUGGGCCUAAUCAACUGUUUUUAUUGUUGUGUGUCAAGAGGACUAUUUCUGUAUACAGUAUGUGAAAAUGUUUUUAUUUCUCUUGACUAUUAUAAUGGGUUUUAACCUGUGGAAAAAAAAAAACAAAGGAAAAAGCUCAAAAAGAGAUGAGACCAAAUAAAAUGUAACACUCCUUA
Larimichthys crocea (large yellow croaker) is the source of this 13245-nucleotide messenger RNA. Its product is annotated as mitogen-activated protein kinase kinase kinase 11. The transcript is spliced from 10 exons. Gene Ontology annotation, biological process: microtubule-based process; protein phosphorylation; positive regulation of apoptotic process. The record is from RefSeq and is a predicted model, not a curated record. Gene Ontology annotation, cellular component: centrosome. NCBI's taxonomy places the organism in Eukaryota, Metazoa, Chordata, Actinopteri, Sciaenidae. Bases 1189 to 4320 code for a protein of 1043 amino acids. Gene Ontology annotation, molecular function: ATP binding; JUN kinase kinase kinase activity; protein binding.